Molecule: messenger RNA, 351 nt
Organism: Rodentolepis nana
Lineage: Eukaryota; Metazoa; Platyhelminthes; Cestoda; Cyclophyllidea; Hymenolepididae
Source: the annotation of a GenBank genome assembly
AUGAAAGAAGAUCCAAACUUCAGAUUCGAUAGAAAGUAUUUGACGACUUUGAGUGAUUUUCCUUCUGCAGAUGUCCUUGUUGGUGACACAAUAGAAGAGCCGGAUGAUGGGUUGGUUCAUAUCAGAAUCCACUCACUGGCGAUUCACAAACUGGUAACAACUGUGUCUGGACUUCCUGAGAAAUAUCACCUUGGAAGCAUUCUCAAGUGUUGCAUGAGGACAUUCGGUUGCAAAGGUGGGAUUAAGCAGAAUAACGAAUUCAGGGAAGUGAUGCUAUUACAGGGUGACACUCGCAGUCAAGUAUACGAAUUCCUGACUAAGAACAGUCUAGUCUCUCCAGAGUGUAUUUGA